This is a messenger RNA of Plectropomus leopardus (leopard coralgrouper), 832 nucleotides long. NCBI's taxonomy places the organism in Eukaryota, Metazoa, Chordata, Actinopteri, Perciformes, Serranidae. The record is from RefSeq and is a predicted model, not a curated record.
UCAGAGACAUCACUCUGUCCUUUUCUCCUGUCACUCCUGGCAUUAGAGCUAUUAUAAUGUCUUCUCCUGACGCUGCUAUGCCUGCUGCGUCCUUGUCGACUCCGGCCAAAGGUCAAAAGAAGAAAGCCAAGGCGUCUCCAAAGAAGAAGACUGGACCUACAGUGUCAACCCUGAUACUGAAGGCCGUGGCUGCAUCCACAGGGCGCGGUGGCCUGUCCCUGCCUGCACUGAAGAAGGCUCUGAAGGCCGGAGGAUACGACGCAGACAAGAAUAAUGCCAGAAUCCUCCUCGCCAUCAAACGCUUGGUGGCCAGAAAAUCCUUGGUCCGAACCAAAGGCUCCCUCAAGCUGAACAAGAAGCCCCCCACACCUCGGAAGAAGAAGGUGGUGAAGAAGAAGAAGCCAAAGGCGAAAAAGGUCAAGAAGGCCAGCCCAAAGAAAGCAGCCGGAGGUGCAACUCCAGCAGCCAAGAAGUCUCCUAAGAAAAAGAAGAGCAAGCCAAAGAGUCCUAAGAAAGCGAAGAAGCCAGCUGCGCCCAAAAAGCCCAAGAAGCCCAAGAGCCCCAGGAAGGUCAAAAGCAAGGUCGCCAAGAAGACUGCCAAGACUGCCAAGACUGCCAAACCCAAGGCUGCUGCCAAGAAGUGAAAACUCUCUUAAUGAAUGCUGAAUGUGACCAGACGCCUUUCUGGCAGUGUUUAACUCGUGUGUGGACCAAAAUGCUGCAUUCACUCCAAGAACUUGAGCUUGCUUUUACAGUUUUUCUGUAAUAGAAAACACUGAAUAUGCUGUUGUGACAACAUCUGUUUUGGUUUGUAAAGAACUGAAUAGCAAUU